Messenger RNA from Clarias gariepinus (North African catfish), 821 nucleotides. Its product is annotated as M1-specific T cell receptor beta chain-like. Lineage: Eukaryota; Metazoa; Chordata; Actinopteri; Siluriformes; Clariidae. The record is from RefSeq and is a predicted model, not a curated record. The coding region runs from base 21 to 821 and encodes 266 amino acids. The transcript is spliced from 5 exons.
AGAUCCAGGUCCCGCCUCUGAUGCUUUAUGAAAGCUGGCUUCGCUCUGUUCAUCACUCUGCUGAUCAGACUGACAUCAUGCUGCUCACCGUCUGCGCUCUGCUCCCUGCUCUGGCAGUGGUCAGCUCACAGAAAGUAGUGACGCAAAAGCCUCCAGUUAUAACAGUAGAUAAGGGGAACUCUGUCACUAUGGACUGUAACAUCGCAAAGGAUGAAAAUUAUGUGUACUGGUACAAACAGAUUCCACCAGCAGCUCCAGAGUUUGUGUUGAGAUUUUAUCAUUCUCACUCCGCUCCUGUAUACGGAAACAAUUUUUCAUCCACACGCUUCACAUCUAAAACCUCAUCAAGCAUCGACUAUCAGUUAAUAAUCAGUAAUGUGGAGGUGGGAGACUCAGCAGUGUAUUACUGUCAGACAUGGGACAGCUCUGCUAAAGAGCAUGUUUUUGUAUGGGUGAGGUCACUGAAUGGAUCGGGCCAAGGAACAAAGCUGAUCGUCAGCGACGCUGCUCUCCCAGCUCCUGUUCUGACCGUUCUCCCUCUGUCCAGUAAACAGCUGGAGUCUAAAAAAGCCACUCUAGUGUGUUUGGCCAGCGAGGUGGCCGGUGGUUUUGCUGAUGUGCGUUGGCUCGUGAACGGGAACUCGGUCACCAGUGGAGUCAUCACCGGCUCUGCACUGCAGCAAACCAAUAAGAAAUUCACACUGAGCAUCGACAGCUCAGAGUGGGAAAACAACAAAGUCAUAACAUGUGAACUGUCUGCUGGAGAUAAAUCUAAAGAAAAAAAAGAAUAUCACCUCCUACACGUCACACUUCAUGGAUGA